Messenger RNA from Rhagoletis pomonella (apple maggot), 415 nucleotides. RefSeq names its product myb-related transcription factor, partner of profilin-like. The record is from RefSeq and is a predicted model, not a curated record. The annotation marks the transcript as partial. The transcript is spliced from 2 exons. Lineage: Eukaryota; Metazoa; Arthropoda; Insecta; Diptera; Tephritidae. Gene Ontology annotation, cellular component: nucleus.
GAAAUGGAAAAAAAAUCCGCAAUUGGCCAGGGGAUUCCAUAAAGGCGUCGCGAAGUUGGAUGCUAGAAAGGAAUGGGACACUAUAGCUGAAAAAUGCAAUAGCUUGGGACCACCCGUUCGAGAUGGGGAAGGCUGGCUAAAGGUCUGGGGUGACUUCAAAUUUAAAGUAAAGAAGAAAGUAGUUUUGAACAAAAAAGAAAGUCGUGCAACUGGUGGCGGAAUAAACAAUCAAAAAAGUCUUUCGAGUAUGGAAAGCGCAGUGGCAAAUUUAAUGUGCUUCGAAAGUAUGGUAAAUCCACCUGGAGCGUCAUUUGGUGGUGCAGAAAAAACGAACAAUAGCCAAAUUUCCGAGGAACUAAAUGAAACAGAUGAGAUCGUUUCGGAGGAAGAUGUUGAGCAAGAAAACAUUGAACCA